AUGAGUUUUCAUCAUGAACACCCUCCUCCUGAAGAAGAAAGCACAGUAUAUCCGCCACAAGGCGGAUAUCCUACCAUACAAGGAUACGGAGGUUACACACCGCACCAAGGGUAUCCGGGGCAAGUAUACCCACCAGGGCCACUACAACAAGGGUAUUCGGGGCUAGGACACGUAGGAUACCCACCGCAACAAGGGUAUCCAGGGCUAGGAUAUGGAGUAUACCCACCGGGUUAUGUGUAUCCGACUCCACCGUAUACCCCUCAACUUACGUAUGUGCAACCACCUCCUCCUCAGCAGCUGAUCAUGAAUAAUCAGAUUAGUAGUCGUGGAUUUAUGAAAAGAUGGCGGUACUGUUGGUCGUGGUGCUACAGUUGUACAAGAAGCUGUUAA
Molecule: messenger RNA, 390 nt
Organism: Chenopodium quinoa (quinoa)
Lineage: Eukaryota; Viridiplantae; Streptophyta; Magnoliopsida; Caryophyllales; Amaranthaceae
Product: annexin A7-like
Exons: 2
Coding region: 1-390 (129 amino acids)
Source: RefSeq, a predicted model, not a curated record